Exophiala spinifera is the source of this 1416-nucleotide messenger RNA. RefSeq names its product peptidyl-prolyl cis-trans isomerase-like 4. Gene Ontology annotation, molecular function: peptidyl-prolyl cis-trans isomerase activity; RNA binding. The coding region runs from base 1 to 1416 and encodes 471 amino acids. Gene Ontology annotation, biological process: protein peptidyl-prolyl isomerization. Gene Ontology annotation, cellular component: nucleus. NCBI's taxonomy places the organism in Eukaryota, Fungi, Ascomycota, Eurotiomycetes, Chaetothyriales, Herpotrichiellaceae. The record is from RefSeq and is a predicted model, not a curated record. The transcript is spliced from 2 exons.
AUGAGUGUUCUUCUAGAGACCUCUUUGGGCGAGAUCGUAAUUGACCUCUUGGUCGAAAAUGCACCCAGGUGCUGUGAGAAUUUCCUCAAACUUUGCAAAGUCAAAUACUACAACUUUUCUCCUGUCCAUACCGUCCAGAAAGGCUUCUCCUUCCAAACGGGAGAUCCGUUAGGGCCGGACUCCCCUGACAGUGAUGGCGGCAGCUCAAUAUGGGGCCUUCUGUCUGGGCCCUCCAAGAAGAGUUUCGUAGCAGAAAUUGACCCGAAAUUAAAACACGCUCAGCGCGGCACGGUCAGUAUGGCAACCGUACCUUCGUCCAAAGAUGCCGAUGAGCGACUGGCCGGUAGCCAAUUCAUCAUAACACUUGGCGAUAACAUCGACUAUUUGGACGGCAAGGCCGCCCCCUUUGGCACAGUUGUUGAAGGCUUUGAUACACUCGAAAAAAUCAACGAUGCAUUUACGGACGGCAAUGGCCGACCUUUGAAGGACAUACGCAUACGGCACACGAUUGUAUUGGAAGAUCCUUAUGAUGAUCCUCCAGGCCUCGCCGUUCCAGACGAGAGUCCUGCUCCAUCUAAAGCCCAGCUCGCUACCGUUAGGAUUGCCGAUGAUGAAGAGCUGGCUGAUGACAUGGAUGAAGCUGCCAUGGAGAAGUUGCGGAGGGAACGUGAAGCGCGGGCCCAGGCUCUGACUCUCGAGAUGGUUGGAGAUCUCCCUUUUGCGGAAGUCAAACCUCCAGAAAACGUUCUCUUUGUCUGCAAGCUGAACCCAGUCACCCACGACGAAGAUCUUGAAUUGAUUUUCAGCCGUUUUGGUAAAAUUCUCUCGUGUGAGGUCAUCAGAGAUAAACGAACUGGCGACAGCCUUCAGUACGCUUUCAUUGAAUUUGAGAACCAAAAGGACUGCGAGCAAGCAUAUUUCAAAAUGCAGGGCGUCUUGAUCGAUGACCAUCGCAUCCACGUGGACUUCUCACAAAGUGUAUCCAAGCUUUCAAAUGUGUGGAGAGAUGCUACGAAUUCGAAGAGGGCAAAGCGAUCCGGAGGAUUUGGUGGAUUCGAUAGCCUGGAAAAGAAAAGCCACUAUCGGGAUCAAGGGAGGGGAGACCGAGGUGGGCGCGACUACCGAAUGGUCUUUGACAAAGACGAUAUCCGUCGGAAUCGCGACUCUCGACGGUCUAGGAGCCAGAGCCCGGCACGCGGGCGGGAUGAUGCCGCGACGGACAAGGACAGACGUUAUCGGGAUGAUCGAACGGACAGAGAUGCUGGGCGUCACGAUGGAAGGGACAAAGGUCGGUAUCGUGACCAGGAGAGAACGUAUCGGAACCCAGAUCGAGACAGGGACAGAGACAGAGACAGAGACAGAGAUAGGGACUGGAAGGGGAGUAGGUCUGAGAGGUGGAGAGAUAGUCGCCGGUGA